Messenger RNA from Neoarius graeffei (lesser salmon catfish), 5416 nucleotides. RefSeq names its product La ribonucleoprotein 4Ab (gene larp4ab). The record is from RefSeq and is a predicted model, not a curated record. Gene Ontology annotation, biological process: positive regulation of translation. Lineage: Eukaryota; Metazoa; Chordata; Actinopteri; Siluriformes; Ariidae. Gene Ontology annotation, molecular function: mRNA 3'-UTR binding. The transcript is spliced from 16 exons. Gene Ontology annotation, cellular component: cytoplasmic stress granule; cytosol. Bases 325 to 2391 code for a protein of 688 amino acids.
GUGAGUGAGUGCAUGCGCGCGCGGAGCCGCUCUAAGUGCUGACGCUGACUGUGCGGGUUCAAGCAGGAGCCGGGAGGAGGACUGCGCGGGUUCAAGCAGGAGCCGGGAGGAGGACUGCGCGGGUUCAAGCAGGAGCCGGGAGGAGGACUGCGCGGGUUCAAGCAGGAGCCGGGAGGAGGACUGCGCGGGUUCAAGCAGGAGCCGGGAGGAGGACUGCGCGGGUUCAAGCAGGAGCCGGGAGGAGGACUGCGCGGGUUCAAGCAGGAGCCGGGAGGAGGACUGCGCGGUGCGGGAGCUGAGUGCCUGCGGCAGAGUCCGAGCGCCAUGCUGCUGUUUGUGGAGGUGACCACUAAGGGAACUGGUCUGAAUCCUCAUGCCAAAGUGUGGCAGGAAGCGUCAGCUCCUCUCCCCCAGAACACCGAGGAGGCCACGGGAGCUCCUGAUUGGCCACAGGAAGACCACACCCCCUCCCAACACCUGGGCGGAUGUAAAGGAUACGGUGCUGUGUAUGUAGACUCCGCCCCUCCUGUAGACUCCGCCCUGCUGAACGGUGUCGACCUGACAGAACUGGAGUACUCCGCAUAUGAACUGGUGGAGGAAGAGCUGUCUGAGGAGAGUCUGAAGGAGUCCCUGAAGAAACAGCUGGAGUUCUGCUUCUCUAGAGAGAACCUGUCCAAGGACCUGUACCUCAUCUCUCAGAUGGACGGUGAUCAGUUCAUUCCCAUCUGGACCAUUGCCAACAUGGAGGGGGUGAAACUCCUGACCUCUGACCUGGCCCUGAUUGUGGAGGUGCUGAAAGAGUCUCCCAUGGUCCAGGUGGAUGAGAGAGGGGAGAAGGUUCGGCCCAAUCACAAGCGCUGCAUCAUCAUCCUCAGGGAGGUUCCUGAGAGCACACCUGUGGAGGAGGUUGAGGCUCUGUUUAAAAGUGAGAAGUGUCCUCGGGUCAUCAGUGUGGAAUUUGCUCACAAUAACAACUGGUACAUCACCUUCCAGUCUGAUACUGAUGCUCAACAGGCGUAUAAAUAUUUGCGGGAGGAAGUGAAAACGUUUCAGGAGAAACCCAUCAUGGCUCGCAUUAAGGCCAUAAACACCUUCUUUGCGAAGAACAGCUACGGCGCCGUGGACUCGGCCGUGUUCACAGGAAGCGCUCAGUCUCAGUACUCGUCUCCGCUCUACCUGCAGCAGGUGUUCCAGCCCCAGCAGUAUCCAAUCUACAGCCUCCUCCCACACUCCUGGAACCCGUCGCCGUUGCCUUACUUCGAAACGCCGCUGGCUCCAUUUCCCAACGGAUCCUUUAAUGGUUUCAGUGGAGCAGGAAGCUACAAGAGCGGCUCGUCUCCCGUCGGCGUCCCCCGUCACUUCCCUCGCAACCGGGGCCAUGUGAAGAAGCUGUCGCGUGCUGAUGGGUCUCAGUCAGAUGGGUUCUUGGGCCUCAGCGGUACACAGAUCCCCCGGAGCCCCGGCGCAGGACUGAACUUGGACUCCAUCACCUCUUCAGACUCUCCACUGUCUCCCAGUGAGAACGGAUUCAACGACCCGGGCAGGGCCAGGAGAGGAAGUUACCGUGGUCUGAGGCGCAGGAGAGAAGACGAGCGAACGAGGCCCCUCCCUUCAAGUGAGGUCAAAACCCCGCCUCCCAAGUUUGACCUGGCGACUUCAAACUUUCCUCCCCUGCCAGGGGGCGUGGCUGGGCCACUGUCUGGAGGCGUGGUCACACUGACGGAGAGUGUUCUGGAGACCCGCAUGGCUGAUGUGGUGAAGGGCUUGAACAGGGACAAGUUGGACAGCAGUAAACAGGAAGUGAAUAAAGAUUCCCAAGCUGCUCAAGAUGAUGUGCCAUUUCCUGUUCCUGCCACGCCUACAUCCAUGCCACAGGACACGCCUAGCUCCAGUAUUUCUCCUCAGGUGAAGGACCCAGAUGCCACGCCUAUCCUCAGUCCUGCUCCACUCAUCACUACUGCUGCUGCUGAGCCUAACUCCGCCCACAGCCCCACACACUCCACGCCCUCCAGCACACCUGUACAGGAGCCUCGGAAACUGAGCUAUGCUGAGGUGUGUCAGAAACCCCGCAAAGACCCGCCGCCUGCACCCGCACCCUGUCCGAGCCCCAGCCCUGACCCCGCCCAGUCUCCGCCCGCCGUCAGCCAGCCACUCCGUGAGCUCCGAGUGAACAAAGCCGAUCCGGAGACGAGCCGUCCUGCUGAGAAGGUCUGCGAGGGAAGACCUCUGCGUGAGCAGUACCGACGCAGCAGUACUGUCAAGGGGGCGGGGUUUAAGCUCAGAGAGCAGCAGAGACGGCCUCCUCCGGGACGAAGCUCCUCCCCUCACACAGGGUACAACAACCGGCGCAUCGGGAAAGAACAGAACAUCCCGCCAAGGUCGCUGAAGUGAUGGAGUGCACACUUUACACAAUCGUCAUAGAAACAGCUAACGUAAAGUCCACAGGAUAUAUAAAAGUGUAAAAUUAUAAAACUGCACGACUUCUGGGACAAACAGACGGCCAACGCGAAACACAUCACUGUGCAAACUAUUUACGUAUAGCUGAGGGGAGAUGAAGAUGGGACGCGACCUCAGGAGCUGUAAAACCUGGUGGUGUUUGGUUUUUUUUUUUUUUUUUUUUUUUAAGGGGAGAAAAAAAUGUGAGAGACGUCAAGAACCAAAUGUCAGUUUUCCUCCUGUUAACAAGACACUAAGCUCUUUAAUGUCCUGUUCAUUUAACAUCACAGAGGUGCCAAUAUUUAUGCUGUACAACUGUAGCACUUUGGAUUGGUUGCUAUGGCGAUACAAGGGGAUGCCUGAAAAGGUGAACGUGAGUGAGUAUGGCUCAGUGGGGGGUGACGGAUGGUGGACGUGUGCUUCUUUUGAUGCUUCAAGUGAACUUUGACCUGUGACAUCGUGAGACAAGAGUAAACAAGAAGGUGGGACUUUAAUAAACGGAUAAACAAUGUGCUGUUUAUUCUUACAUAUAUAAGGAGCAUCUUGCUGAACGUUUGCCUCGCUGUUCUGUGACUCACGUUAACAGUCACGUCUCCCAGAAGGUGUUGGGUUUUUUGUGCCCCCCCCCCCCGUUUCUUUUUCCUCUUGCUGUGAAUUUCUUGCUAGCUCUGUUGGUCUAUAAAUCUCUCUCGUAUCAGAAGUUCAUGUGUUUGAUGCACAAUUUUUCAGGAACUAUGUGAGAAUUGAUUUUCAUCUCUUGGAUUUAAAACGCUUUUAGAGAAACGGCAUUAACGAGCGCACGCAGACAAGUUAUUUAUUUACUCACUCUCUGGAGGCUGUUUAUCAGGAUGGAAGGAGGAAGUCAGUGUGAUGUGACCCUUGGAGUGAACCGUAGCGUGACGGUUUUAGUUGCAGCUUGUCCAAUUCCCCAACCUCAUUGUGUUCCGAGUGUAAAUGUGAGGGGCGUGGCCACAUGUCGAAUACAUCACGAUAUUUUCUUGUGUUUUAAAACCACUUCAGUGCUUUUUCUUUAACAUUUUAAAUGAUAAUGAAGACUGUGUUUGUACAGUGACAGUUUAUCAUGGUUUCGAGGCUGAGUAUCCGUGGAUCUCCUGGAGCCAACCCUCCUGCUGUCUCCUGUGGGCGUGGCCUGUCCUGCAUUGUGGGGUGUUUUUAAAUGUUCAGUAAGAAACAGUAGCUGUAUGUAGCUUCUGAAGUUAACUAGUUUAACACACAGGUCAAUUAUCUGAUUUUAUUUUUUAACAAAUUUAUAUAUUAUCAACAAAUACACAGAUGUAAUGGUGCACAUAAUGAAUUACAAUGUAAUAAUUGUGAGCAACUCGUAGUGAAAUGAUGCUUGUCUUCCUGAUCUCGCGUCUUUAUUCCACAUUAUAUAAAGGAAUCCGUUCUCUGCUGUAUAGUAAUGUAAUGAAGCUUUCGUGUGUGUGCUGUCUGUGAUUGAACCAGUGUGUGUUUAAUGGAUACAAAUUGUGUGUGUGUGUGUGUGUGAGAGAGAUUGAUUUUGAUUUUAUGGGGAAAUCAUUCAUAUGAAUUUAUGAAUCCUUUUGUCCAUGAUCCAACUCGGAGUUGGGUUAAUUGUAUUUCCUCUGAGGUUAUUGGUGUGUUUGUGUGCGUGCGUGUGUUGCACGUCCUGACUUUAUAAACACACAAUCGUUAUUUUCUCAUGGUGUGAAACAUAAACGGCACAAACUCCAGACCAAAGUCCAAUCAGCAGAGAGACAAUCUCAGGAAACACUGUUUAACUGCAGUGACUCCCCGACCCCAUGACCUCUGACCCUCAUUAGUGCUUGAUGUUGAAGCAUUGUGUGUGGUUGCUGAAGUGUGUAUGUGAGAGAGAAUGUUAAAACGUUCUGAAGGAGAUUAAGGCUACGUUUACAUUAGACCGUAUCUGUCUCAUUUUCUUCGCGGAUGCACUGUCCAUUUACAUUAAACCACCUGGAAACGCCGGGAAACGGGAAUCCGCCAGCGUCCACGUAUUCAAUCCAGAUCAUAUCUGGUCCGGUGCUGUGUAAACAUUGAGAUACGCGAAUACGCUGUGCUGAGCUCUAGCUGGCGUCCUCAUUGGACAACGUCACUGUGACAUCCACCUUCCUGAUUCGCUGGCGUUGGUCAUGUGACGCGACUGCUGAAAAACGGCGCGGACUUCCGCCUUGCAUCACCUUUCAUUAAAGAGUAUAAAAGUAUGAAAAUACUGAUGCAAACACUGCCCAUUGUGUAGUUAUGAUUGUCUUUAGGCUUGCCAUCCUUCCACUUGCAAGUAGUAAGUGAUCUGCGCUGGGAUCACACACACAGCGGCUCAGUCCCGAAUCACUGCUUGUGCACUUCACUCGCGCGCUGUGUGAGCUGCGCAGGGCCGGAGUGCGCACCCUCCAGAGGGCACUCGCUGUUCAGGGCGGAGUGAUUUGGAGCGCAGGAUGCCUGUGGAGCUGAGCGUAUCCGUGUAUUGGUGUUGCUGUGUGCAUGGCUAACGGUUUUAGUGUAAACGCGAAUCGUUUUAAGAACGUUAAUCUGAUGAUCCGCUGAUUCGACGUAAUGUAAACGUAGCCUAAACUUGUUCCCACACUUAGGUUUUUCCUUUUUGUUUAUUUAGUAUUCUGUAUUUAUUGUUACUUUAAGUAUUUUAUGUCUUGUAUCAGUCUGCUUGUGGUUUUUUUCCCCUUCCUUCUUUUACUCAGUGAUUGAUGUAGGCAUUGUGCCACUAUAUAUAACUUUUUUUUUUUAAUUAAGUUGGACUGAUCAGUUUGUGGUGUAACUCUACACUUUGAUUUUGUUUAGCUUUGUAUUAUUUUAGGUUUCUAGUAGCAGGAUUGCUAGAAUAUUAUUUUCCCUUAUUUUCUAGGUUUUUAAAUUUGUUUGUUUUAAAUGGAGGCUAGCGGCUUGUGCCUGAGUAAAAUAUAUUUAACACAAAAUGAAGCGUUAAAACAGACAAAAAAAGAAACAAAAUAAAUGAUGAAAUGAA